This is a messenger RNA of Colletotrichum orchidophilum, 327 nucleotides long. RefSeq lists its product as uncharacterized. NCBI's taxonomy places the organism in Eukaryota, Fungi, Ascomycota, Sordariomycetes, Glomerellales, Glomerellaceae. The coding region runs from base 1 to 327 and encodes 108 amino acids. The transcript has a single exon. The record is from RefSeq and is a predicted model, not a curated record.
AUGAAGCUCGCCGUUCUUCUCUCUGCCAUGACCGCCGUCUCCGCCUGGUCGGUGACAUUCCACGACCACGACCAUUGCGCCAACGGCACGACGUUCCACUACGGUGGCGGUGGUGACACCGGAUCCGACCAUGUGGGCGAUUGCUUCACCAUGACCAGCAUCGACAAUAGCUUCGCCAACUAUGACGCAAAGAGCGUCGACAUCGUCUUUGGGGGCUGCUCAAUGACCUUCUUCACCGAUUACUACCUGGAUCUUGGUCCAUGUACGACAAGCAACAACGACAACUGGAAAGGCUUCGAUAAUGACGGGGACGGGUGUAAACAGUGA